This is a messenger RNA of Ipomoea triloba (trilobed morning glory), 1092 nucleotides long. Its product is annotated as biotin carboxyl carrier protein of acetyl-CoA carboxylase 1, chloroplastic-like. Lineage: Eukaryota; Viridiplantae; Streptophyta; Magnoliopsida; Solanales; Convolvulaceae. The record is from RefSeq and is a predicted model, not a curated record. Gene Ontology annotation, biological process: fatty acid biosynthetic process. The coding region runs from base 163 to 936 and encodes 257 amino acids. The transcript has 7 exons. Gene Ontology annotation, cellular component: acetyl-CoA carboxylase complex. Gene Ontology annotation, molecular function: acetyl-CoA carboxylase activity.
UAUCGCCUCUCUUUUGAUGGUUUCUCAUCAAACCCACCGCUCCAUUUCUCAUCAAAACGCCCCCUCUUACUCUCUCACUCUCUUCAUCUCCAUUUGAAUUCUAUCCUGUGAGACACUCACUACCCACAUUUCUUGAUCGGGUUUUGGUGUUUCUCUAUCAAAAUGGCUUCUUUCACUGUCCCUUGCCCCAAUACCUCCGCCGUUUUUGUUGGUGCUUCGUCCCAGUCCCGCCACCAGCUUCCGCCGCAGACCUCUGUUUCUUUCCCCUCCGAUUCGAGAUCGGCACCCGCAUUGCUCUCUCGUCCUCAGGGUGGUUUUAAGGUGUCUGCACAGCUCAAUGAGGUUUCUGCUAUUGAGAAAUCUACAAAUUCACAUCUAGCCACUGAGGAAGAAGUUCCCAAGGCUAUGGCUGAUGCUACCUCCAUUUCAGCUUUCUUGUCUCAAGCAGCCAAUCUUGUGAAGCUUGUGGAUUCAAAGGACAUUGUAGAGGUGCAGUUAAAGCAAAUGGAAUGCGAAAUCCUUAUAAGGAAAAAGGAAGCGUUAUCCCCGAUGAACAUCACAGCAGCUCUAGUUUCUACAGCACAGCCCGCUUUUGUUCAGCCAAUGGUCCAGCCUCAAAUGCCACCUGGUCCUGCUCCUGCACCCCUUCCAGCUGCUCCUGCUCUUCCACCACCUGCGCCUGCAAAAGCAAAGUCAUCUCAUCCCCCGCUAAAAUGCCCCAUGGCUGGAACUUUUUACCGUUCCCCUGCCCCCGGUGCACCACCUUUUGUUAAGGUUGGAGACAAGAUUAAAAAGGGUCAGGUAGUUUGCAUCAUUGAGGCAAUGAAAUUGAUGAAUGAAAUUGAGGCUGAGCAGUCUGGGACAGUAGUCGAGAUAGUUGCUGAAGAUGGCAAGCCUGUCAGCGUAGACAUGCCUCUAUUUAUCAUUGAACCCUGAAGUACAGAUGCAUAGGUGGAACAGCAUGAGUUAAAGUAGUUUUUUUUUUUUUUUUGAAGAAGAGUUAAAGUAGUUUAGCUCUACCAUAAUAUUUAUAAAUUGAAUUAUUUAUAUUUUAGAAUAAUGCCAACUAUUGAUAUAUUUUUCUUGUGUUUA